Cryptococcus deneoformans JEC21 is the source of this 1923-nucleotide messenger RNA. RefSeq lists its product as hypothetical. The transcript has a single exon. Bases 995 to 1651 code for a protein of 218 amino acids. The record is from RefSeq and is a predicted model, not a curated record. Gene Ontology annotation, biological process: N-acylethanolamine metabolic process; N-acylphosphatidylethanolamine metabolic process. Lineage: Eukaryota; Fungi; Basidiomycota; Tremellomycetes; Tremellales; Cryptococcaceae. Gene Ontology annotation, molecular function: N-acylphosphatidylethanolamine-specific phospholipase D activity. Gene Ontology annotation, cellular component: cytoplasm; membrane-bounded organelle.
CAUCAUGUCUCUGAGUCUCUAAUAAUGAUACGGACCAUCCGCCGGCCUCCAGCUUGAAUGACAACACCAGCUUCAUAUUUCCCCUCUCCUUAGAUAUACUCUUGGCAACGAUACGACACACGAAAAUACGCAUUAACGUAUCUUUCUCUUAACCUUUUAUUUUUAUCCAGCUCUUGAAUAAUACCGGAUAUUCUAAUUAAUAUGAAUACCGUUGUCGCACAGAAACAGCAAGCUGGCGUAACAUAAAGGAUACCGACCAAUGUGCGAUUGGCCACUGAAACGCAGGUUCGCAUGGCUCUAUUGAACUUUUCUUCCUUACAUCUACCUCCCUAAUAGCCCCCUUCCUUUACCUCUCCCCUUUUUUUUUCAACCAAUCUCGCUUCACCAACACUCGGCCCAAUAUGGUAAACCUAAUAUAGAGGAAUACCGGUUUCAGAGACGGGGGAAGGAUACAUCAUCAGAGGAGCUAAUAUAUAGUCCAUCCACCGGGUGAUUCCAAGAUGAGCGACGAGGGAUAUACCAACCCAUUGCCUUCUUACAAGCGACCGUCCCUAGCCGACAUCUGGGCUUCCAUUUCACUCCGCUGCCUUGUUGAUCGUCCAUACGUCCCUUCUCUUGAACGUAUCCCCGAAACGCAGAGGGCCAACUUCAAAUUCCCCGUAUUGUCUCCACAUCCGAGGGCAAUGUGGUUAGGCCACGCGAGUGUAUUCUUGCAGCUCCCACGAGCGGAUGGGGACGUGUUGAAAGAGCCGAUAGGCGUGCUUUUCGACCCCAUCUUUUCAAAGAGAUGUUCGCCAGUGUCGUGGAUGGGGCCGAAACGUCGUCUGGGCGUCCCUUGCCAGGUGAAGGAUCUGCCCAAAGUCCAUGCUGUGGUUAUAUCCCGUGAUCAUUGUGAGUUAUCGCUUCUGGUCGCCUUUUUGUCGGCGUAGAUGAUAGGGAUCCUGAUGUGUGAGCAGAUGAUCAUCUAGAUAAGAAGACAAUCAAAGACAUUGAGAUGUUUCAUAACGCCGUCAUAUACUAUGUGCCGAAAGGGGUCAAGGCAAUCUUGGUCAAAUUCGGUGUCUCUGUUUGUAGAGUGAACGAGAUGGGCUGGUGGGACGAAAAGCUGUUUGAAGAGGAGAGCGUAGGGUCUAAAGAUUCUUUUUCCAUCUUGUGCGCCAAAGUUGGUCAAGUAGACAACUUCUCCGAGACAGGUUUAUUGGAAAAGGGCUCGAUGGAAAACAUCGACGUGAUGACGGUUGCUUCCUCCAUCAGCCCCCACCACCUGCGUGUUAUUUGUACCCCGGCUCUGCACAAUUCCGGAAGAUCAUUGUGUCAGAUGGACAAGACAUUGUGGGCCACAUGGUAUUUGGAGUACACCUUGCCGAACAGAUCGCUUUGGAGAUGUUUCUUCGGUGGAGAUACUGGUUACCAAGCACAACCCAAUGGGCCUGUUUGUCCCAUUUUCAAAGGUGCGUACAGUGCAAGGGAGUGCAGUAUGCAGUGUGACAGGCCGCAAGCUGACGAAGCGAUGAACAGAGAUUGCGCAGCGGUACGGCCCACCCGACUUGGCGCUUCUUCCCAUCGCACAAGGCUCGGUCCUCCCAUAUCACUCGUCCAUUCUUCCACUCACCUUUGGCGUUUCGCGCCUCGUUUCGGCAGUGCGUUGUAGCCCAUCCCAUGCCAUCCAGGUGCAUAAAGAUAUGGGGGCACGUAACUCGAUGCCGAUCCACUGGGGCACGUGGACAACAGAGGACGGGGCGAGGACCAUCGCGGGCGAGUUGCGAGUAGGCUGUAAAAGGGAGGAUGUUCGCCUGAGAUGGGGGUCGUUUGGAAAGGACGGCUUUGGGGUGGGCGAUGCCGGGGUGUGGCUGGAAGUGGCGGGCGCAGCGUAGACCCCCUAAUGUAUGUUGAGUGGCUGACCUACACGCGCACGGACGUUCG